AUGAGACCGACAUUGAUUAGUCGGAUUCCAUCACACGAAGUCCGAGAUAAAGUGGAAGCUUUGAAACGUGAAAUGUCAAAGGGUAAGAAAAACCUUUCUUAUCUCUCUCACUCUCACCUCAAAACUAAGUUUCCCAGAAGAAUCUAUUCAUUCCGCCAAAUGCUCUUUUUUAGAAGCUCCCAUUGAUAUUAUCUUAAUGAUUCUCAGCUACCUCAACAGUCAUGAUUCAGCAAUGCUUGGCCUUACACAUUCCUGCUUGUACGACAUUUUCUGGGAGAGAAACGGAGAACGACCACUACAUUUGGCCCAAAACUUCACGGAGAGAGGUUUGCGGGUCGCCCAGAGAGGAAAAAAGCUUAGAGUCCAAACGGGCAAUACCCGCGCUGACGGACAUUACGGCUCGCUCCUCGCUAAGUGGGCUUAUCCUUUAGAGCCAUAUUUUCAUCAAAAGCCAUUAAUCUAUCCAAAGCAACAACAAACUGAGGAUGAGAUACGCCAAGCACGGAAAAAACGAGAGCCAAAUAUUCGUUUUAUACACCCAGAAAGAUAUGGGGAAAUUGAUAAGAACCCCGAGAAACAGGGACAGUAUGUACCAUUGUCAGAAUUCCCAGACUAUUUCUUCAGUUUGUAA
This is a messenger RNA of Hymenoscyphus albidus, 631 nucleotides long. The record is from the annotation of a GenBank genome assembly. Lineage: Eukaryota; Fungi; Ascomycota; Leotiomycetes; Helotiales; Helotiaceae.